UGCACAUCAAACUGGGCGUGAGCUGCGGAGCCCCACGGGAAAGGGCCGUCUGAGCCGGGCAUCAUCCCCACGGAAAGCACGUGGGCUCUUCCAGGGCAGCAGAUCUGACCGCUGCUAGUGCUUGCGCUGCUGUCUCUCUCUCUCUCUCUCUCUCUCUCUUGCUCUGUCGCUCUCUCUCUCUCGCUCUGCUGCUGCUGCCGCUCUGAGCAGCGGCCAAACAAGCGCUUCAAGUUUGAAGGCUCUGAUGCUCGAAAGCGAACUGGAGCCAGGCUUUGCCGUGCGGGGUCUCCACGGAGCAGACAGCGUGAUCAGCCCCGAUGGAUGUCAUGGUAGGCGUUUGGGUUUGCCUGGCAGCGGCCAGAACAGUUGUUGGCCUUGGAAUGGACCCUAGCUUACAGAUUGAUAUUAUCAAAGAAUUGGAUCUUGUCAAUAUGACUAUCGGAGUUACACAGGUGUCUGGACUACAUAACACCAGCAAAGCAUUUCUCUUUCAAGCUGUAGAUAGAGAAAUCCAUGCAGCAUCCCACACAAAUGAGAAGUUAAUUCAGCUCUUCCGGAACAAAAGCGAAUUCACAUUUCUGACCACCAUACAGCAGCAGGCAUCAACUUCUGGAGUUAUUCUGUCCAUACGAGAGUUGGAACACAGUUACUUUGAACUGGAAAGCAGCGGCCUGAGAGAUGAAAUAAGGUAUCACUACAGAUUUAACGGAAAGACAAGAACAGAAGUAUUUCCCUAUCGGCUAGCAGAUGGACAAUGGCAUAAAAUUGCAUUGUCCCUCAGUGCAUCCCACCUCCUGCUUCAUGUGGACUGCAAUAGGAUUUAUGAACGGGUGAUAGAUCGCCCAGAAACAAAUCUGACUCCAGGAAGCAAUUUGUGGCUAGGACAACGCAACAGAAAACAUGGCUUUUUUAAGGGUAUCAUUCAAGAUGCGAAAGUCAUCUUUAUGCCUAAUGGAUAUAUAACUCAGUGCCCUAAUCUGAAUCGCACCUGCCCUACCUGCAGUGACUUCUUAAGCCUGGUACAAGGAAUUAUGGAUUUACAAGAGCUUCUGGCUAAAAUGACAGCAAAACUAAAUUAUGCAGAAAUGAGACUUAGUCAAUUGGAAAACUGUCACUGCGAGAAGACUUGCCAAGUAAAUGGAGUCAUCUACCGAGACAAAGAUUCAUGGGUAGAAGAUGAUCACUGCAGAAAUUGCACAUGUAAAAAUGGAGUGGUGGAAUGCCGACGAAUGGCCUGCCCGCUAUUGAAUUGUUCUUCUGAUGGCCUUCCAGUCCAUAUAACUGGCCAGUGUUGCAAAGUAUGCAAAUCAAAAUGCAUCUAUGGAGAUAAAGUGUUGGCAGAAGGGCAGAAGAUUUUAAUCAAGAACUGCAGAAAAUGUCAUAAUGGAAUUUUAGUAAAAAUAACAGAGACCUGUCCUCCAUUGAAUUGCUCAGAAAAAGACUAUGUACUCCCAGAGAAUCAGUGCUGCAGUGUUUGUAAAGGUCAUAAUUUCUGUGCACAGGGACACCGAUGUGGUGAAAAUUCAGAGUGCAGAAACUGGAACACACGGGCUACUUGUGAAUGCAAAAGUGGUUAUGUCUCUGUCCAAGGGGACUCUGCCUAUUGUGAAGAUGUUGAUGAGUGUGCUGCUAAGAUGCAUUAUUGUCAUGCCAAUACAGUGUGUGUUAAUUUGCCUGGAUCAUAUCGUUGCAACUGUGUCCCAGGAUAUAUCCGGAUUGAUGAUUUUUCAUGUACAGGGAAAUGUACAUUAUCUAAGAUCUUUGAUUUUUUUAUUGUUAUUGAUUAUAUUUCACCUGGGAAAGCAGACCUGCUGAAGAUAUCAGACUAUCCAACAGAAUUGAAUGGCAGAAUUGCUGUUAAGCGCUGUGGAAAUCAGGAGAUUCAGACAGUUCAAAUGAGUGUAAAGGUUUAUUUCAAGCUUAAGCACUACCCAUAUAUACAGCCAAGAUAUCAUAAAGGAGUUUGGUUUGAACAAAUGUGCCACCCUUAUCAUCAACAGGGAAAAGUAAGGAAAACUGAAAAAAUCAAGAUGUCCUACGGAAAUAACAUCAAGAGUCUGGAUGAAAAAGAUCACUACAAAUAG
This is a messenger RNA of Crotalus tigris (Tiger rattlesnake), 2084 nucleotides long. It is a transcript of the gene NELL1, whose product is annotated as neural EGFL like 1. The record is from RefSeq and is a predicted model, not a curated record. The coding region runs from base 318 to 2084 and encodes 588 amino acids. Gene Ontology annotation, molecular function: protein binding; calcium ion binding. Lineage: Eukaryota; Metazoa; Chordata; Lepidosauria; Squamata; Viperidae. The transcript has 15 exons.